ACAUGAAGGAAACAGUGGUAUGGGAGGAAACUGAGGAGGAGGAAAAACAUGAAGAAUGGAGACUUGUACAGGAAUGGGCGUUCUUCCAUGGAUGCAUAAGUCUGCUCUACCCUUUUCUUCUCUGGUCUGACUCAUCUUCCACACUGGUGCAGUCUGCCUGUGUGCAUUUUCCAGCACACACACACACGUGCGUGCAGGCGCUGACACGUUAACAGAGGGAGCUCCGCCUCCUCUGCAGUGUAGCGACAGCUAGAGAGGGGCAGCAAUGGAGGAGCCAGCAGUACAGCAGGAAAAAAUAGAGGGAUCGUGGGAAGGAGGGCAUGAUGAAGGAAAAGCAGACUGGAAAAACGAAUGCUCUCUCUCAUCCCUCCUUAAACAUUCCUGUCUUCUUUGCUGGUCAUCUCCCAGGGACACCGACAUCACGGAGACUGAUGAGAGAAUCCUUGCCAAGACGGCCGAGAUCAGAGUAAGAAGACCACAGCACCUAGCACUGGAGCUGGAGAGCGCAGUGGCAGUGGAAAACUUGGAACUUCAGGAGCAGAGGUCAGACCGCAAAGAGCUGGAGGAGACCCUAGUUAAAUUAGAGAAACACAAAGAGAAACUGAUACAGCAAAUAAAGGCAACCAGACAGCUCUGCUAUGAAGAAAGUCAGCAGAUCCUGUCUCUGCAGGCAGAGGAGGCACAGAAGGAGAGCCAAGUGGAAGAGUAUGAGAGGGAGCUUUCCAGAGCCAGAUGGAGGCUGAGGAAGCUAAGAGAAGAGGUGAAACAGGCCAAGAGGAAAGUGGAAGAGGCUGGAGAGCGGAACAGUCCUCUACAAGACUCAAUCAGACAGUCUUAUGAAGAGAUCCUGCAGGAGGAGCACACGCUGUAUUCUCUGUCAGGAGGUGCAGUCACUCCAGAAAGCCAUCUGGAUGAAUCAGCUUCUCCUGCAGACACCACUGAAGAUAAUCUGCCUUCUCUGAGGCCAUGGGGAAGGAGCCAAUCACUGCCUGCCUAUGCUGACCUCAUAAUGGGGGGCAGUGGUUCACCUUUCUGCAAUAAUCUAGUCGGUACCAGAGAAGAAGAUGACAGUGGGACCAGCUCACCAAAGAUGGAUAGGUCUGACAUAGAGGAUGGCCUGGAGGAAGGGGAGCUCAACAACGAAGGGGAAAACGAAAGAGACCAGGAAGAGUUCACUAUGAACCCCAACCCUCUCAGCCAGCUGGACUUCUACCAAGCCAACCCCUUCGCCCGCUGUCAGUGUGACCAUGACCUCUUCAAUGAAGACCUAUUCCUUAAAACAGACUCAUCUGAUGGCUUUGGUUCUGACCCUUUCAAAGGCAGCGACCCCUUCGCAGCAGAUAUUUUGUUUCCAUUGACGAAUACUGUCACUGGUGAGGGCACAGGAAAUGCCGGUGACGAAGCAGACACCAGUCUGUCUUGUGUUGAAAACAAAGCUUCAACGGGAACUCAGUGCUUUGAGUCAGAAUUCCCAGAUGAAGACAGUGACAUAGAGAUUAGCUACAGUCGAGAGGACCUGGACACCAUUGCUAUGGUAGAUGAUUCUCAUGGAUUUAAACCCAUUCAGAGUUCGUCAGAAGAGCUGGGGCCAGAGCCUAUCCGAGGCUGGCGUUCCCAGGGACAGUAUUCUGUAGAAUCGGACCCUAAUGGGUAUGAGCUUGAUCUUGGUGCUGUCUCCCCACCCUCCGACAUAGAAGAACAUAGUCUGGGAUCUCUGGCUGGAGAGGCUAUUACUCAGUCAUCAGCAGGAUUAGAGCAAGGUGAGUGUCUUGGUUUGACUCAAGCUGUUGGCGAACCUGUCCUGUUGGAGCCAGGUUGGACAGGCAACAGAGAGGAAACUUUGCCCCGUGAUGUCACUUACAGUCAGCAAACAGAACAGGUUAGGAACAUCAAAGAAGAAAUCCAAAUCCCUGCUGUUCCACAGAACUUGUCCCAGAACAUUUUCACUCAGCCUGACUCACAUCAGAACAGCCUUGAGUUGAACUAUGAACCAACCAGUCAGUCUUCCUUUGACCCAUAUGGCUUUAAACUCAGCCCAGAGCAUUCCAGUCACACUCUUUUAGACCCUGAUGAAGAUGAGUUGAGUCCAGAACCUGCUGAUGAUGAUCUGACCUUUGACCCUGAACCCUGCUCUUCUCAACAUCAGCUGAACUUUGAUGCCUAUGGGUUUGACAUUACCUCCUCCCAGAUGAUACGGGACUUUGACCCUUAUGGCUUUAAGCUAAGCCCUCAAGAAGAGAACCAGGAAGUAUUGGACCCCUGUGGCCAUGACAACCAUGAUGCAAUAGACCUUUGUACCUAUGACAACAAUGAGCAAAGAAAGCUCUCAAGCUAUAAUAACCCAGAAAUACUGAAACCUCAUACCCAUGAAAACCAAGAAGUGCUUGAAAAUGAUAGCCACAAUAACCAGGAAUUUCUAGAUUUGUGUAAUAAUGGAAACCAAGAAGUGCUGGAACCAUCUAGCCUCGAAAACAGGGAGGUGGUUAACCAUAAAAACCAAGUCCUGGAACUCUGUAGUCACAACAAUCAAGAAGUUGUGGACCUCUGUCGGAAUAAUAGCAGUGAGCAAUUACUUGAACCUUGUGACUGUCAUAACCAAGAAGUGCUGGAACCUCAUAGCUUUGGCAGUCAGGACGUCCUGGACUUCUCCUAUCCUAAAAAUCAGGAAGUGUUAGAUUUAGAUAGCCAUGGUAACCAAGAAGUUUUGGAUUUUAAUAGCAAGGAAAACCAGGGCGUGCUAGUUUCAGGUAGCUACAAUAAGCAGGAACUUCAGGAAAAUCAGGAGUUACCUGACCAGGAGGGAUUGGACUUGUUGAGUACAGACAUUUUGCCUGAAGCAAACAACAACCAGUGCAUUCUGGAACCAGAACAGGAUGUCAGUUCCGUUAAUGACAGCUCAGACAGUGAUGUGGCAUCCGAAAAUAUGCUGGGACUGCAGCUCAGUAACCCCAGUAUCUGCACCUCGAAUACCACAAAUACUAGUACUGCUGAUACUUUAAACAUGGCCAUCAGUAGCAUGUCUGCCAGCCAGGACCUUAAUUCGUCUGCUGCCCUGAUCCACCACAACCUUUUAGAAGGUGAUCUGGGUUCAGUGUUUGGGGCUGGAGGAUACAUUGGAUGUCCUGAUGUAGCUGAUGACCUAGAGCCAUUGCAGAGAAGGCAGACAAACCCAGUACCAGAGCCGGUACGACCAGUUAGGCCUCCUCGACCAUCUCUCGGGGCCAAGGACAAGGCCCAGUCCCAGACUCAGGUCAUCGAUUUAAAGUGAUCUCUCACCAUGAAACAUUCAAGUGAGGUUUACUGUGUCACCAUGGUUCCUGUGAUGACAACGAGGCAAGAAGUGAAGAUGAUAAGGAAUAAAGUAAGACAAAGGGAAAUGCAAUGGAGGAAAAAUGGCUAAAGAGCAAGAGCUCAUUCUGUUGUUAAUUAUCACAGUAAAUUAGUUCAGGUUAAUCAGAGGAGAAACAAUGGAAGGCAAGAUGAAAAAACUACCAAGAACCAAAUGAUAAAAAAGAUUUCCUGGUUGUUAUAUUAAGAAACAUGAUUUUAUCCAGUUUAUUUAUUUACAUCUGUCAAGGUUGCAAAAGACUGUCUGACCUACUAUCUUGUCUUUUUAUGAUUUGAUGAACUUAAGAAGAUUUUGACAGACCUGACUGGUCUGAAGUGAAAAUAAUGUCCAUGUUUGUGAUGUGACAUACAGUAAAUAUUAGGACAUAUGUUACAAGACUUCAAAUAGAUAAACUGUAUAUAAAUGAUACAAUGUAACCUGCUGUUGUGGUUUUGAGAUUAUCUAUUCAAUUAGUAGUUUAGAUCUAAGUUGCAUAUGAACUGUAGAGAGUUUAUAGUCGGAUUUACCAAUGAGUGCAUAGCCACGCUCACAACAGUGUUUUCACACAUCAUUUAAGAGUGCUCCUUAAAGAGAAGCAGUGGUUCACUGCCAUUCGAGGCUGGAUUCUUCAGUUUCACCAGUGACAAAGCAUGGCUGAUGGCUGUGGUCAGGUGUGUGCUUUGUUACAUGUGUAGCAGGCUCAGUAGUGAUGUUGGAGUCUUGUGAUGUGAACCUGUGCAUCACUGCUGCAAGUCAAGGGUGAGUAAAACUAUAUUUUUAGUUAGUUUUAAGUUCCUGUUUAAAGUGCGAUGCCACCCAUGUUUGUAAUUGGACUGUAACUGAAAAGAUGGCCACUUCAUUCUUUGUCCCAAUUUCAUACUGUACACUAAUGCUGAAAAUAAAAACUAUGCAGUGAUUUUGGUUGUGUACUGUUAGUUAGGUAGUUAGAGACGUAACUACCUAACCAACAGCGCAGGCUGUCAAUUUUUUCUUUUGUUUGGUAGCAACAAACAAACAACAGCAAAGCUGUGUCCACCCAGGAAAUGUGGGUGAGCAAUGAAAGUCAGCGACGUUCUCUGACUUAAAGUGGCGAUGGGCAAAAAGCCCAGGAUGAACUUUUCUCAUGUUGGAGGCCACUGAAGUGACUGACAUUGGACAGGGUUGUAAAUACAUGAGGUCACCUAGGCAACCACAGCCUGGAAUGUUUACUAGCGAUCAGAUCUCAGCUUCAAAGCGAUGCAUGAAUGAAGCGCUGGGGUGGGGACACAACACCAAAAUACAGAUAGUCACAUCUGAGUGGAAGAGCAGCGAUGUGGAAAGACUAUUGCCUUCUACCAUUGUCAUCAGUAGUAAUUUAAAGACACCAAUACAGAAGUACUGUAUGUAACUUUAAGAAAGCAGUGUUUCUGUCCAGCAGUGAAUAGAGACAAGUUUCUUUGUAAGCUUUAAAAAGAAUACCUAUUUUCUUUAUUACACAUAUUUAACUUGUGUCAUGAAAAACAAACUGCACAAUAUAUACAGUGAUCUUUUUUUAGACUCAAAUGUUACUGCUAAUAAAUCCCCUGUUAGUACUCAUCUUUUGAUAGCACUGCCAGUGAAACUUUAUGAAGUAAUUAAGAUAUGUUUUCAUUUGAGAAUGGCGCACACAAAGUUGAGCAGAUUUACAGUGGUAAGCAUACUGACAGUUCUGAGCAUUUCAUUGGUGUAAACACCUGCUUAGAAAUGGUCUGAAGCGUGGAACCAGGACACAGCGAGGGUAAAUGUGGAGUGGGUCUGGCACUGGUGCCGCUGUUACGCUGCCCAUCCGGCAGUAUCAGACCUGAUAGGCCAGCAAGAAAAGUCCGUUCCAACAAGUUUACUGUGAUCAGACUAAAGUAGUCAGAACCAACAGUGACGCCACAGCCAGAGUACAAAACAGAAAUCCUUGAGCUGAUCAUUUUCUGUAGGUUCAUCACUCCCAGAGACCUCUUUGACACUGUUAUAUCAUUUUCAGGUUAUAAUUAGAUAUCUAAUUAUAUAUAAAACACUGUUAUUCCUUUUGAUUGUACCCACACAAGGUCACACACACAAAUGCUUUUUAACAAGUACAUGAUAUUUACUGGUAUGGUAGCAGAGCAUCAGUGUAACCUGUUCAGAAAUGGCACAUAGCGCUUUAUUCCUCUGAGCACCCAAAGCCUGUUCUACUGCAAGCAUCAUUUAACCAAUCGCACUCACAUUCACGCAAGCAUUUUUUUUCUACACCUAAGAGCUUUUCUCUAACAGUCACAUGCACAUGGACCUUGGGGUUCAGUGUUUUGCUCAAUGUUAUUUCAACUUGCAGACUGGAGGAUGAAAUCAUCAGUCUACCUCCUGAGCCAACCUGAAGUACAAUACCAAUUCCAAAAAGUUUGCAUGCUGUGUAAAAUUUAAAAUAAAACAGAAUUCACGGAUUCGCUCAGUGUUUAAACUGAGAAAACAUAUCAUUUUAAGAGAAAUAUUUAAUAUCUGAAUUUGAUGGCAGCAGCACAUCUCAGAAACAGUCAUGCUUCCCACUCUGUAGACUUUGGGAGAGGAAAGCUGUCCCAUUCUUGUCUGAUAGAGAUAUUUUUCACUUUAUGAUGCUCCACCAGCUGGUAAAAGCAAGGACUCUUCUACUAUUAAGGCUUUCCCUGAAACACAUGUCAUCUGGAUGGGCGUAUAUGCUGCUCUAAAACUGCCAACUCCAGAAGCACUAAUGCACUGCCACACCGUCAGAAAUACAGGUUUUUGAACUGAGCACUGACAGCAAGUCGGAUAGUCUAGAGGACACAGUGUCCAUGUUUUGCAAUUUCGAAUUAAAAUUUCUUCACUUUGCUUCAGUCCAUUUUAAAUGAGCUGUGGUCCAGAGAUGAUGGCACUGUGGUGUGUGUGGACAACACAGUGAGCUGUGUUCACAGACAGUGAUGUCUGGAAGUGUUCCUAAGCCCAUGCACUGAUUUCAUAACAGAAUCGUGUCUGCUUGAGGACCUAAAGAUCAGCUGCAUCUAAUGUUGAUUUUCAGCCUGGUCCCUCAUGCACAGAGAUUUCUCAAGAUUCUCUGAAUCUUCUGAACUUAUGACUUUGGAUGAUGAGAUAUUCACAGUCUUUGCAACUAUUUGUUGAGGAACAUUAUUCUGAAAUUGUUCUACAAUUUUGUAGAAGCACUUUUUUGCAGAUCUCUCUCUCUAAGAUGUUCUUUUUUUUACCCAGUCCUGUUACUGACCUGUCAUCAGUUAGCCUAAUUACGUAUAAAAUGUUUCUUUUUUGUGUCACUUACAUUUUCAGUCUUUUGCUGCCCCAUCCCGGCUUCUUUGAAACAUGCUGCUGCCAUCAAAUUCAAACUGAUUGUUUUUACAUGGUAGUAUAAAUAUCGUGAGUAUAUUAUUAUAUUAUAUUAUAUUAUUACAUGGGACACUCAGCAGGCACUGAUUGAACCUUUCAGUUCACACAAAGCUUCAGUUCAGCCUACCUCACUCUUUUACCAUGAUUUCAUGACAGCAGCUAGAACUAUUACAAGCAAGUAUUCAGUGACUUUCAUAUUUGUAGAUAUGUACAUGAACUCGCAUUUUCUUUUGACUGUACAAUGGUACACAUGAUAUAGCAAAGACAUUAAAGUGAAGUCCCACAUUUUACCUGCUUCAAACGAGAUGCUUCCACUGAAUAAUUAGAAUGGUUCCAUUGAAAAUGGAAGAAAACACAAGCUGGUUCACGAGUUAACAUCAAGGGUCUAAUAAUUUUAAACAGAACCAGUUAAAGAACCAGAGCUAAUUUAAUAUAAAAGAGUCAGUGAGACAGAUCAGACCCUGAAGACCAGCAAUUGUCACCCUUACCAAAGUGCUUACUUCCAGUUAAAAGAUUAUUGACGUGUCCAAAAAGGUUGAUUCUGUUCACCUGAACGUGGCGUUUUCAGUGGGAGAAAUAUUUCGUCACUCAUCCAGGUGACUUCUUCAGUCUCAGCUGACUGCAGGUUUCCCCAAUCUUAUAAACAGUACAUUUGCACAAUGAGUGAAACUAGCACUACUGAAUUAACAGUGGGCUGGGAGAUGAGUUCCUGGAUCAUUAAUAUGCAAAUUGUCAUGACCAUUUUUCAAAGCCCACUGAUCAAUGGCCAUGAGUACCAUUCACAGAGAGUUGGGGAAUGGCAUGCAUCAAGACAUUAUUGAUGUGCGUUUUGCAGUUUUCCUAUGCAUUUUGGUCUUUUGUCAACAUGGAAACCAUGUGGGUGCAGUGUAAUGUGAGGGUACACACCUUUACAGGAUAUUUAGAUCUAAUGUGUGUUUCUGUAUCAUUUAGUAUCAAGUUAUUGGCAAAAUCUAAACCGUGUUUGACAAAUCUACGGUUCACUAGCGUGAAUCACAACACUUCAUAUACAAGCACAGUGCUCCCAAUAUUCUCUUAGACAACUUCUGAGGCUGUCACAGGACAGUUGUGGAGCUGUUUUGCAAAGAAGAAUGGGCAUGAAUUUCAGUCUCUAGAUGUGCAAAGCUGGUAGAGACAUACCCUAAAAGACUGGCAGCUGGAAUUGCAGCAAAAGGUGGUUCUACA
Molecule: messenger RNA, 7870 nt
Organism: Oreochromis aureus
Lineage: Eukaryota; Metazoa; Chordata; Actinopteri; Cichliformes; Cichlidae
Exons: 10
Coding region: 266-3268 (1000 amino acids)
Source: RefSeq, a predicted model, not a curated record